This is a messenger RNA of Drosophila obscura, 1988 nucleotides long. Its product is annotated as fibrinogen-like protein A. The transcript has 5 exons. Lineage: Eukaryota; Metazoa; Arthropoda; Insecta; Diptera; Drosophilidae. Bases 52 to 1920 code for a protein of 622 amino acids. The record is from RefSeq and is a predicted model, not a curated record.
UCCAUUUUCUUCAGUUUGGGUUUAAAUCGACAGUACGCAAGUCAAGCGAAAAUGAAAACCUCGGGCUUUAUGGUAAUCAUCUGCUUGCUUUUGCUGGAAGGCAAUGUGGCAGAGAAAGUGACUAUGCUGGAUCAGUGCACUGGAUGUUUUUUCUCAGCUCUCCAGCCAUUGCUCGGACUAGAGUUUCAAGAGGCAGCAGAUGACAAAAAUGUAGCAAAAGACAAAAUACACUCAUUAGAGUUGACCAUCAGCAAUUUGCAGAGCCAGUUACUAAAUAGUGGGACGGAAAUUAAAAACAAAGAAGAGCACAUCAAUGAUCUCAGAGAGCAAAUCCAGGGCAAAGAGGAGCAAAUGAACGGAAAGGACGAACAAAUCAAAGAUCUUAUAAAGCAAAUCCAGGGCAAAGAGGAGCAAAUAAACGGAAAGGACGAACAGAUCAAAGAUCUUAUAAAGCAAAUCCAGGGCAAAGAAGAGCAAAUAAACGGAAAGGACGAACAGAUCAAAGAUCUUAGAAAGCAAAUCCAGGGCAAAGACGAGCAAAUGAACGGAAAGGACGAACAGAUCAAAGAUCUUAUAAAGCAAAUCCAGGGCAAAGAGGAGCAAAUAAACGGAAAGGACGAACAGAUCAAAGAUCUUAUAAAGCAAAUCCAGGGCAAAGAGGAGCAAAUAAACGGAAAGGACGAACAGAUCAAAGAUCUUAUAAAGCAAAUCCAGGGCAAAGAGGAGCAAAUAAACGGAAAGGACGAACAAAUCAAAGAUCUUAUAAAGCAAAUCCAGGGCAAAGAGGAGCAAAUAAACGGAAAGGACGAACAAAUCAAAGAUCUUAUAAAGCAAAUCCAGGGCAAAGAGGAGCAAAUAAACGGAAAGGACGAACAAAUCAAAGAUCUUAUAAAGCAAAUCCAGGGCAAAGACGAGCAAAUGAACGGAAAGGACGAACAAAUCAAAGAUCUUAGUAAGCAAAUCCAGGGCAAAGAGGAGCAAAUAAACGGAAAGGACGAACAAAUCAAAGAUCUUAUAAAGCAAAUCCAGGGCAAAGAGGAGCAAAUGAACGGAAAGGACGAACAAAUCAAAGAUCUUAUAAAGCAAAUCCAGGGCAAAGAGGAGCAAAUGAACGGAAAGGACGAACAAAUCAAAGAUCUUAGUAAGCAAAUCCAGGGCAAAGAGGAGCAAAUGAACGGAAAGGACGAACAAAUCAAAGAUCUUAGUAAGCAAAUCAAGGAAAAAGACGAGCAAAUCUUGCUUGCCAAAAUAAUCGAUCAGCCAUCGCAAACUAAUCCAACGGCGGAGAAUCUUCCCGACACAUGUCCCAGAGGCUGCCCAAAUGGCAUUUUCCAGAUAAAGGUCAGGGGAAUCGAUCCGUUCGAAGUUCCCUGCGAUACGUCCGGAUGGACGGUCAUUCAAAGGCGAAUCGACGGCAGUGUGGACUUUAAUCGAAAGUGGGAGGCCUACAAAGAGGGAUUUGGAGACAUGCGCGGAGAGUUCUUCAUUGGGCUGGAAAAAUUGCACUUGAUGACCGCAGCUCAGCCUCAGGAAUUGUAUAUAGAACUCCGAGAUGUUAAUGGAACUUAUCGUCAUGCCAGAUAUGACAACUUCAGUGUGGGCAGCGAAGAAGAAAACUUUAUUCUCAAAUCCCUGGGUGAAUAUUCGGGAAAUGCAGGAGACUCCCUAAGGAUUCACGAGGGAGCAAAGUUCGCUACUUUGGAUAGGGACAUUGUUCGUUGCGUUUUUCGGUACGACGGUCCGUGGUGGUUUAAGAGAGCGAAUUGCGGCAUAAGUUCGUUAAACGGUAUAUAUUACGAAGAUGGUACCACCUAUAAAGCAAAUGGAAUUUUUUGGGGCCAUUGGACCAUUCCGGCUGAUUUCCACAUUUCACUGACUUUUGUGAAAAUUACUAUAAGACCUAAGCGUCCGCAGACGUGAGAAAUAAUAUAUCAAAAUAAGCUUAAAAUCUUCGUUGGAUCGAGAAAAUGUAAACUCAAUAAAAUCGU